GCACGCACGCACGCACGCGGGGGCGGGGGCAGGCGCGCGCCCGCCUGUCGCGACAGUCGGGGCCGAGGCCCAGGGGGAGGUGGCCUGUCGCGGGUCGCCCGGCUCCCGGAGGCGAGGGGGGCGCGGGCGGAUGGCGGAAGGCGUCCAGCCGCAGCAGCCGCCUCAGCUCGGGCCCGGCGCCGCUGCCCGGGGGAUGAAGCGGGAGUCGGAGCUGGAGCUGCCGGUGCCCGGAGGGGGAGGAGACGGAGCCGAGCCCGGCCUGAGCAAGCGGCCGCGCACCGAGGAGGCGGCGGCCGACGGCGGCGGCGGGAUGCAGAACGAGCCUCUGACUCCAGGUUAUCAUGGAUUCCCAGCACGGGACGGCCAGGGUAACCAGGAGCCGACAACAACUCCUGACGCAAUGGUUCAGCCUUUUACUACCAUCCCGUUUCCGCCACCUCCCCAGAAUGGAAUUCCCACAGAAUACGGAGUGCCACACACUCAGGACUAUGCCGGCCAGACCAGUGAGCAUAACCUGACGCUGUACGGGAGCACGCAAGCCCACGGGGAGCAGAGCAGCAGCUCCCCCAGCACACAGAAUGGAUCUCUCACGCAGACAGAAGGGGGCGCACAGACAGACGGCCAGCAGUCACAGACACAAAGUAGUGAGAACUCAGAGAGCAAAUCUACCCCGAAACGGCUGCAUGUCUCUAAUAUUCCCUUCCGCUUCCGGGACCCCGACCUCCGACAGAUGUUUGGGCAGUUUGGCAAAAUCCUAGAUGUAGAAAUAAUCUUUAAUGAACGUGGUUCUAAGGGAUUCGGGUUCGUAACUUUCGAGAAUAGUGCUGAUGCAGACAGGGCCAGGGAGAAAUUACACGGCACCGUGGUAGAGGGCCGUAAAAUCGAGGUGAAUAAUGCUACAGCACGCGUAAUGACCAAUAAGAAGAUGGUCACACCAUAUGCAAAUGGUUGGAAAUUAAGCCCCGUGGUGGGAGCUGUAUAUGGCCCUGAGUUAUAUGCAGCCUCCAGCUUUCAAGCAGACGUGUCCUUAGGCAAUGAUGCAGCAGUGCCCCUAUCAGGAAGAGGGAGUAUUAACACUUACAUUCCUUUAAUCAGUCUCCCUUUAGUUCCUGGCUUCCCUUACCCGACUGCAGCCACCACGGCGGCCGCCUUCAGAGGAGCCCAUCUGAGGGGCAGAGGGCGGACGGUCUAUGGGGCAGUCCGAGCGGUACCUCCAACAGCCAUUCCCGCCUAUCCAGGUGUGGUUUACCAGGACGGAUUUUACGGUGCUGACCUCUAUGGCGGAUACGCAGCCUACAGAUAUGCACAGCCGGCUACCGCGACCGCGGCCACAGCCGCUGCCGCCGCCGCCGCAGCUUACAGCGACGGUUACGGCCGAGUAUACACAGCCGACCCCUACCACGCCCUGGCUCCUGCCGCUAGCUAUGGAGUUGGCGCUGUGGCGAGUUUAUACCGAGGUGGCUACAGCCGAUUUGCCCCCUACUGAAGUGACGUGAGACCCCGCAAAUGGGACAGCCCCCCAGUUCAUGAGGCCUGGCUAUUGCAAUAUUUACUAGUAGAGGAACUCUAUAGCAAGAUGAAGAGGAAAAACAAACAAACAAAAAAAAAAACACAAAAAAAGAGAGAAUACUUUUUUAUACCUCACUAUGUUCUUUGAAUAUGUAUUUUUCCUUUAAAUUUCUGCCUUUAAUUCUUUUGUUCCAAAGAUUGUGCAUUUUUUUCUUUUUUUUUCCUUUUUUUUUUUUUUAACUGUGGUAAAAAAAAAAAAAAAAAUAAUGCAUUUCCAUGUCUGUAUGUCCGUGCUAGCUCAUUCUGUCAAUCACGGAAGAGGCAGUUCAUGAGGAAGGAGAGACCUUAGGAGCUGAUGAAUGCAUGUGAUCAGAAAUCAGCAGGCAGAGUUACCAAAGUGUAUCCGGUGCUGAGUGGCUGGGGGACAAGCAGAAGUGGAGAUCUUUCUGCGACAGGAUAUUCUUCUAGUCUUCUGAGUUUCUGGUCUUCGGCAGGCAAUUCUGGUUGGCUGUGGCUGGAAUCCACAUGCUGAUAGAUGACAGGAAUUUGUGCUUGCAAAGCGGGAGAAUUAAAAGCCACUGUCCUCUCCUCUUCCCUCCUGUCUUCUCCAUCCUUUUUACAAUCAUCUUACCUGCACAGCCUGAGACGGUUGGCAUAGUUUUUGGAAUUAUAGUAUUAAUAUUUCCAAACACGCUCUCAGACUGUGGAUAAUAAACACCUCAUUAGGAAACCGAUCUCAGAAUGAACUCCGGAGUGUGAAAAAGAUCAUUCUUUUCUUUCUUGAGAUCCUAGCAUUCCUGCUGGGCCCCUUCUCCUUCCUCUGAACCACGGCUUGGCUCAUCUGUCCUUUUAUGAACUCCCUGCUCCCACGUCCUCAAGAGUCAGGAAUUUAGGACCCAGGGACAGGAGAAUAAAUAGCCAGCGACCAGAUUUCCCGGCUUGAGGGUUAGAAGUACAGAGUGUUGGGAGUCAGUAAAGACAGUAAGGAAAAGAAAAGGGAUAUCGGAGGGUGUCUGGCAGGGCUCUGAUAUUCCUGUCCUUUCUCUUACAUCAGGAGGGCAGUACAAGGUGUAAAACGUAUGAAAACCGUUAGCAAAAGAUCAAGCAUUGAGUGCCGGGUCCGCUGUCCCUGGAAGCUUGCGGUGACCGGGGCACGGAAGGGCAGGCAGGGGCGCUUUGUACUGGCUCCAAAGCCAUAGGAAUCCCCAGCUCCCGGGGCCUCUGCGAGCCACUUCUCUGUCCACAGUCUUGAGCUCUCGUGGCCCUUCCGCCCGGCUUCUCGUCAUCCUCCAAAGACGCCAGCCGAGCACCCGCCCACUUGGCGUAUAUACCAACACUACAGGAUAUCAAAUCCGAGCCCCUGAGGGUGCUCCCCUCCCAUCCUGGAAGGAGAGUCUGACAUGGCAAGGAUCUUCUGUGUUGCCAGGAAGAGUCAUGUGGUGGCCGCAGCAGUGGGUCACUGCCGCGGCCCUGCAGCUCUGAUGUUACAUGUAUAAGCAAGGUAGGGGAGAGGCGUUUCUCUUCUAGCUGGUAAUGGUAGAGGCCAGGGUCCUGCCGCAUUUCCAAAAUGAAGGCCUGAGAAAAUAGAAAAGCACGUUCUGUUUGGCUCCCUGGUCUAUUCACGUUGGUACUAGGGUGACCUCUCACCCAAGGGAUAGCUGCUCAAGGGAGUAAUUCAGAGACAUGGAGCUUCCGGUUUGGUAUGGGUUUAUUUUCCGUUUGUGUUUUUGUUUUUGUUUUUGUUUUUUUACUCCUGCCUCCACACAUGUUCUUGACUGAUGACUAUUCGUGUCCCUGAAUUAAAAUGACUGACACAUGGCAGCAUGAAGCAUCCUUUGUAAGCAGAGUGAUCUGUCCGGGAGGGACUGGCCUGUCGUGUAAAGCACAACUCUUCUCCCCUCUCGGAAGCCCCGCUCUCCUGAUGACCGGGGGAGAGGCUGUCCCUGAAACGAAGGGAGACGUCAAGGAAGAUAGAGGCCUCGAUGCAAUCUUAACUGAUUCUGGGGAGGACUGCAUGGAACAGGGGACACCAAACUGCCCGGGCCGUUGGCCACUUUGAACGGUUCUCCUCCCCAAGCCAAAGUUUGGUUUGUUGCCGUUAAGACAAUUUUUGUUGUGUUGUAUGUAAAUAUUUUAGUUAGAGGAAGGGCUCAUGGGAUGCGGGGGCUAUCACAGUUCUAGAGAAUGGGGGCAGGGAGGAUUUUUUUUCCCCCCUUUGCUUUUGGCUUUUGUUUUGAGGGAGAGCUUUUACUGACUAAAGACACAGAGAAACCUCGGGUUGUGUUCAAACAGGGGCCAUUGACAAAAAUGGCAAACCACGGCUCGGUGGAGACCAGGCCAGAUUUGACAUGGUUGUGGCUGUCGCAGGGGAAUGAGCUUAAUCAUUUGCUCUUCUUUUGUCCGAGAGAGAGACCAGGACGGUGGGAAAGGGAGAGAAGGCAGCCCCCACCGCCCUUCGGAAAGAGGCGGAAGCUGGAGCUUGGGGUUCCUUGCGUGCAUUUCAGUUCAGCGGGUUCUGGCUGAGGACUCCGCGGGCAGGCCCUGCGUGCCCUGCUGCGUCUCCAGGGAUGGCUUUGAGCACGGCUUCCCCCAGCUCCCUUCUCUAAGGAAGGCCAAGCAGAGUUCGGCUUUCGCCAGAGGGCCUUUGCUUUUUAGCGUCAGCACUGAGACUCGGGGCUCCCGUGAGCACCCGAAGGAGACGGUGUCGGCCUCCCCCUCACCUCUUGAACUUUGAGACUCCGUACGUACAGCCAGCCCCCUCGGAGGCAGGUUCCUCGGAGCACCGAGGCUUGUCUGCUCCCGGCUCUGGUUCCCGUCGCAACGAGCGACCAAGCCGGGAGGGAGUCUGGCGUCUGGGGGUUCGUGGGCGGAUGCCGCUCGAUGAUCCAAAAACCUCACCGAUGCUGAAGGCCAGCACGUGACCGAUUUCCACAGCUUUCCCGUAGCUCCUGGCGUGGACUCCUGUGCUUAGCAUCUUACUCCUAGAGAAGCUGGGCUCCUUUAAGGAGACCCCUAGCGAAAACCGUCCUCUCGGUCUCCCUCUUUCGGCCCAGAGAGCUGCCCGUAGGUCUUUUCUGGAAUCCCUUGUGGUGCGCGGCUCACCGGGUCAGACGUUGUGACUCAGCGUUGUUAAGGCGCUCUGGUGUGCCGGCCUUGCCGCCGCCCCCGGCCUCCGGCAGCCGCGAGGUGGGAUGGAGCCGGUGUCACUUGUCCUCGAAAAAGAAGGGCACUGGGGCUCAACUCCUAGUUUAAGAGGGGAGCUAGUGGACGUUAUUCAGUAGAAACCCGGGACAGCAGCUUUUCCUGAAAAGUAGAACCCCUCAGGGGCUGGGCCGCUCUGACUUCAGGUCAUACUUUCCUAGCCGUGCAGCAGAGCAGUGGGUGAGUCAACACCCCCCGUUAGUUUCCCGAUGGGAGGGAGGUGUAGACUCGGGAUGGAAGCCACCUCGAGGACCUGCAGGAAGGCCUUGAUCACCCCGCUUUCCUCGGGCAGGCGCGCGAGGCCACGCCAGGGUCCAUCUGGAAGGCACGCCGGCCGGGAGCCCGGCGUCCAGCCCCCUCUGCUGCUUGCAGCCUCUAGGACAGUAACAUUUGCAGAAUUGCAGACUUUUUUCCCCCAGUUGAUAGGAAGAAAGGGACUUUGGGGGGUGGGGGUUGGGGAAGGGGUAGUGGUGUUUCAAAAAGCAUAAGUUACCUGUUUGCACUGUUAUAAGAUAGGAAAAAAAAAUAGUGGGCAAGGUGAACAUCAGACGUAAAUUUGCGUGUUUUUAUUUUGUCAUGCUCUUGAAGAUGUCUGACCAUUUGUAGGUAUACACCAGUGAAACUUGAUUCUCUGUUGCAUCAAACACUUUUUUUUUUUUUUUUUUUGGCAAUGUUACUGUCCACAAACCUCUUCUCCCCUCCCUUUCCCUGUUCCUGUGUACUUCUUCAUACUUGCUUUACUGAUCAACCAGGCAAUAGCCAUCCAAGAGCUAGAGCGUGAAGCAGGGCCCUCUCCAAGUAGGCUCCGGGUGUCCUAAGCCAGCACGUGCCCUCUGGUUUAGUGAGUGCAGUCGAGUCCCUGGCACCCGUCUUGAAAACAAGGCUUCCAGACCAGACUCCAGCAAGUUCUCGAAUUCCUGAAUCCGAUGGACCAGGAGCGAGGAGCUGAGCGUGGAGGGGACCCCUCGGGUACCGAAGUUGGCUGUAGUAGCUGAGUUCUUCUCCACGUUACCGGAACUGUAGCCAGUUACAGUUUACUCAGGAAAACGGUAGAUCAAUUCAGCCAUGGUAGUGCUGGUUGGCAGGGAUUGGUAACUGAGGGAACUGCUCGUCAGCCAAAAUGCAAACCUUGCCUUUAAGGAGACUGCCAGCGGGGGGCUGGGAGGGGGGGGGGAGGGCCUUUCCGUGUCCCUUCUGGCUGGUGGUCACACACGCCUGUGUGGGGAAGGCCCGGUCACACUGGCAAGCAAAAAGGGAACAUCAAUUCUCUCUCCUCUCCCCACCCCCUGCCCCAGUCACCAACACCAGAUUCCCAGGGGGUACACGCGGUUUUGAAUUUUUUUUUUUUUUUAAGUGACUUUCGGUUUGGUUUUUCUGGGGACUGAUAAGUGCUUUAAGCAAUGUCUCUACCCCGUUGAGACUCCCAGCUUAGCCAUUUUCUUGUAUUUUUCUGUUCACAGUAUUUGUGUGUGUGUGUGUGUGUGUGCUCGUUUUGGCUGUAUUAUAUAUCGAGUGAUGAAUUGAUCCUCUUUUUUCCCUAAGGGAUAUGAACUGUUUUUGGUUUUGUUUUUUUUUUCUUGUGUUCUAAUUCUGCUUGUGAAUAGCUGGAGCAAACCUGGGGCUGACACACGUAAGCUAGGGCUCAGGUUCUCAGAGAGCCAGCGCAGUUGACUCGUCCCUGACGGGCGACCGACCUGCGUCUCUGAGCCUUUCAGUCCAAAUCUUUGCAAGGCUGAAAACGCCACAGACCCUCUCCUCUCCUCCCCACCCCCCAUGGCAGGGACUGGACCAUCCCGACAUGCAACACGCAGCCUCUCCGGCCCCCUCCCGUUGCCAUGGCAAAACAGGUACCUUUGGGGCACGGGGGCAUCACGUGGGAUGCUUGUAUAAUUGACCACCUCGCCUUCUCUCCCCACCCCCUCACCCCCAGAGUCACUUCCUAGGACACCCGAGCUGCUUGCCCAGGGUCCUGUUUCCCUGCGAACUCCAGAGAAGCACCCCAGGGCUUUGUGACAGUCUCUGACUCCCUCCCCUUCUCGUUAAGAAUCAUAUUGUAUAGUAGCUUUCAGACCAUACAGUAUUCAUUGGGUUACUCCUAUUAUUAUCAAGUAGCUGGAAUUGUGAAGGUCGGAGUAGUUAGAUCUUUAGCUUUUAUUCCUUAUUUUUUUGUAUUACUAUCCAUGUGUAUAAAUUAUUGAUCAUGUUGCUGGCUUUUAUAAACUCUAAGCAAAGGAGGAGCACUGCCUCUGCCUUUGCAAAUGGUAAUGAAGCACUGUUUUUAAAUAAAAGAGAGAAACACCA
Molecule: messenger RNA, 7011 nt
Organism: Prionailurus viverrinus (fishing cat)
Lineage: Eukaryota; Metazoa; Chordata; Mammalia; Carnivora; Felidae
Gene: RBFOX2
Product: RNA binding fox-1 homolog 2
Exons: 14
Coding region: 131-1486 (451 amino acids)
Biological process (GO): nervous system development; regulation of alternative mRNA splicing, via spliceosome
Cellular component (GO): nucleus; cytoplasm
Molecular function (GO): mRNA binding
Source: RefSeq, a predicted model, not a curated record